This is a messenger RNA of Patiria miniata (bat star), 3926 nucleotides long. Its product is annotated as protein brambleberry-like. The record is from RefSeq and is a predicted model, not a curated record. The transcript has 12 exons. Bases 133 to 2127 code for a protein of 664 amino acids. NCBI's taxonomy places the organism in Eukaryota, Metazoa, Echinodermata, Asteroidea, Valvatida, Asterinidae.
UAAGUAAUUGCAGACUCUGUGGCGCAAUAUUUCAACUCUUGGUGCGCACAAGCGCAGCUACUGUCGUAAAAUAUCGACUGUUUUGAAGAAAACUUUCAAGACAAAAUCAUCUUUUGCAAGACUGACACAAACAUGAAAUUGCUUUUUGUAAUUGGGAUCCUUCCUGUGCUGUGUUUGGGAGUUGAUGGGUCGUUUAUUUCAUGGAUUUUUGGCGGAGAGAGUUCGCCUCGACCCGAGAUCUCGGAUGAGCAGACGACUUCGGACCCUUCGGCGGGUUCUUCUGCGGCAAGUUCCCGUCGGGCGCCUUUUGAAAUGAAGUCGGCAGAGCACAGAUUUUUGAAGGCGGGCGAAGACUAUAUGGCUGGAUUGUCUGAACUGGAUACGUGUCAUCAUAGGGUGAUUGCCGACUUGGAGACAUCUUGCAAUGACAUUACAGAGGAGGAAUUAGGCAAAUUGGGCGUGGCACUUCUGAACUGUCAGUCACAAUCUGAAGGGCGCCCAACAUUCACUUGCACCAAGGAUAUGACUUUGGCAGAAUGCACCAGAGGUAUGGAUGCCACAACGUGGAACACGUAUCACAUCAUCAGUGACCGUUCCCGCUCUGUGUGCUACGGUGUACGACAGCAACAGUUCCAGCGCCAGACGCGGUACGCUGUCAACCAGCUUGCUGCCACUGCAGCCGAUCAAUUGAAUGUUAUGGAAAACCUAAUGGAUGGGCAGGAUGCUCUGCAGAGUGUUGCCUCAGACACAUUACAGAUCAUGUCAGAUGGACAACAAGAGAUAAUUCAGAAGCAAGCAGCUAUGAAGGACUCGCAGGGUGAACUGCAGCAAAGCAUCCAGGGGAAUCUGCAGGACUUGACCAGUGAGAAGGCAUUGAUAGCAGCAGGCCACAGAGAGCUGGCUCAAAUGACAGACAACAUCAGACAACAACUAGAUAAUGCUACCAAACAGUUACUGAACCAGGAUCAGGAUAUAAGACAAAACCACAAAGAGCUACAGAAAGACCUGACAAGCAUCCAUCGGAAAGCUAAAGAAGCAUUUGAUAAAUUAGAUGGAAACAUGCAGCAUGUGACGUUUUUCCAAGAUGAAACGUUCCAGUACUACAAGGAAACCAUAGAUAACCUGAAGAAGAUGAACGAUACUAUCAACUACCUGCUAAACCUGGUUAACGACAUGCAAACUGGGAUUGAUGAACGGCUUGGCUGGUUAACCUCCCUUGUGGGUGGUUUAGGUGAGAAUCUGACCCUGUUGUCUACCUGUGUUACCCACUGUGCCUAUUUCCUCCUGGCCUCUCUCUGUGUGACCUUCCUGCAUACACCCACCUUCUCCCGCAUCGUCCUGCUGCUCCUGGUCCCACUCAAUGCAAUCUCUGAGGUCAAGCACGGAGCCAGCCUGGACUUCUCUGGCCUGACCAUCCUCAUUACAGGAGUGGUUCUUGCCAACUGGGUUGUGCUGCUGAUCUUGAAGUAUCAAGGCAGUUGGAAUGCAGCCCUAGGCACUAAACCACCUGCAGACUAUACUCCUGCCUCUCCAUGCCAAUGCAAGCAUGUCACUCCCAGAUUUAUCAUGCCACCUGCAGUCAAUAGAUCCCUGGGAAGUCUUGGCGACUUUUCUGAUGAUGAGGACUACACCUUGCCCACUGACCUGUCAGCCAUAACUGGGGAGCAUACCUCUCAUAUGUUCAACAGCGGCAUGCUGUCUGAGUCUAGUGCCUUCAGUAAUGACACUACAUUGACUGGCUCUAAUGUGACAGAUAAUUGGUUCACUACACUCAACAAUGACAAGUCAGUCGACAAAAUGAAUGACGUCAGAGGAACUCCCAUGGACUCCUCCCUCAAGACCCCAAUGCCUUCAUCUCCAUCCAUCCUGGGCUUUGGUGACUUGAGACACACCAACCCAGCCAGAAGACAUCUUGCUGCAGCCCUGCAAGAGCUUCCCAAGCCUGUGCCAUCACCACGGAGUCAGAGAGAGGGUACACCAUCCAGUUCUAGACCAAGUACCCCUGGGAGUUCCCGAGCUAGCACCCCAGGCAAGCGACUCUGUAAUGGCAUCACCAAAUCAGGCCAGCCCUGCCGCCUGGCAUGCAGCCAGGGAUCAGAUUAUUGCUUCCGUCAUGCUGACAACUGAACCAUGUGAGCUUGCUUCAGAGAAUUACUUAUCCAUGCCACGGAAAAGCUGCAUUAAAAAGUUGUUUGCCUUAAUUGCUUAGAAACUAUUGCAUAUAAACAGAUUAUACCUGAGUUUAGAGUUUUGUAUUUUGUGUAUAACCCAUGCAUGUGUAUCUUGCUUGGAAAAUCAAAAACAAUCAUUUAUUAAUCUUAAAAUCACAAUAUUAUUACAUCUUUACGUUACCCUUGUUUGUAAGACAAAAGAGGAGGAAAGAUAUUUAUUAACUUUGGAGAAAUCCUUGGUAAAAGUUUGUUUCCAACAGUGAUUUUGAAACAAACAACUUAAUAUGGCACGUGAAAGGUUGACAAAAUCGAAUGUUUGUGAAAAGCAAAACAUCUAAAAUGUUUUUCUGUAAAUUUCAAUGACGUGUCCAGUGUUAACUUGUGUUUCUCUGAAUUUACAGUUAAUCUGAAUUCAUUUUGAUCAAUAAAUCAUUCCCCUGUCGUGUACAUUUUUAAGUACUCAAAUAGCCAAUUCAUUUUUGGAUCAAUAGUUCAAACUAUAAAUUAUGUCAACAACAGAAGUUUAAAAGAACCAACCAUAAAAUGUACUCACCUUUUCAGAACAUUGGGCUUGACAUUAUUUUCACCAAGUAAUGCAGAUUUGUGUGUUUGUCUUCCAUGGGGGAAAGGUUUUGUAUAUAGUGCGUAGAUAUUUUUUAGGGUUUUGGCUUCAGAACUUUUUUGAUCGGGUGAAGUUGCAUUCUCUGAAAGGAUAUUCACCAAGUGGUUUUCCAUGAAUGGAAUUUUAGAAAGUAACGGAAUAACCCACACAAUUGAUUGUUUGAAUGACAUCCUAGUAGUAAUUACUGCAUGCCCAUUCAAUAAUUUGCUUUUACGUUAAUCAUGCAUCAGACAAAAAUAAUUAGUCAGAGGUACAGUCACAGCACAUCACAUUUAUUAUAUAUAUUCAAUUGUUUAUUUGUAGCUGCCAGUUCGAAAAAAGGAACAAAAAUGGAAAUAAUUUUUGCAAAGAUUUUCUAUGAUAAAAGAAAGACACUAUAAUUAAAAUGAAAGUGUAAGAAUGUCUAAAGCGUCACUUUAUAACUCACAGAAUAUUAUGCUGUCUGAUUGGCUUUAAUUUCUAAUUGUUGAGGCGCUAAUCACAUACUUUAUUUCUGUUUAAUCAUUUUCUUCAAACUGAUGCAUUUCUUUUGUUAAUUUUUCAAGAAACUUUAGCCCGAGUAUUAUAAUAAUUAUGGGGAUUUUUGCUUUAGUGCCAAGUUAUGGUAUGUUGUUCCGUGUACAAUGCACUUAAGAUGCAUUCCCUGUGCUUUUUUUCGAGUUUCACCUCUAAACAUAGAUUAGUAUUUUCAAUUGCUAUUUUUUGAGGAAUAGAGAAGUUAUUCACUUGUGAAUGAGAGACAUCGAAUGAAAAAAUCCAACAUUUUUAGUUUUGAAUUAUCUUCCGAAAAAAACAUGAUUUAUUGACUGCCAGAUUUUUUACCUCUCACAGGGCGGGGUCAUGUGAGGCUCAAAAUGAAAUUUCUUUUUUUUAAUAGGGUCGCAGACGCUCAAAAUUAGAAUCAAAUACAUUUUUUAUUAAAACAAAACAUACAAAUUGGAAAUUUGUUCUGAGAAAAAAAAUAACAAUUUUGGGGAGAGCACGGGGUAUACUUCUUUAAAUCUGUAAAUAACUUAAAGCCGUUUCUUGGUUUCAUAUUAAAUCGUGGAAUGUUAAUGCAAUAAUCUAUAUCAGAGUUUGUGGUCAGUGCAAAUUCCGUAUGCUGUAAAUAAAGACAUGAAAACAUUUUGAAA